AUGGCUACUACAGAUACGGCGGAAAGGGUCGGGGAACAUGCAGGCGAGGAAGUGUCAGUUGGAGGGAAAUUGCCCACAACACCUCCAUUGUCAACAGAUCCGUUGUGUUGGGAUGUCGUCGGGUCCAAUAACGUCACUUUCCAACCCUAUGAUCAAGUGUUUGAGGCACCGCACUUGAAACGAAUUGAUCUAGUGCACAUGAAAAUUGAUUCACCAGCGAUGGAAGAAGAUCAUAUGCAGACGCCAAGGCUGGAGCAUCCGCCAUUGGUAAUUGAAUCCCUGGUGUCAAGGCUGUCUCAACCUGAGCAAAAUGAAGAUCAGCAACAAUGCCAAGGGAACGGAGAGGAAGAUGUCAUAAUAUCCGGACACCCAGACUAUUUCACUCAAAACGUUCCGCAAGACUCGUUUGUUGCCGAUAUCUCUCGAACACCAUCCUCGUCCAAUGUAUCGUCAACUGGACUGAGUGGUUCCUCGAAUAGUCAACUUGACAGUUCUUCCACACCGGUCUCUCCUGAUAGUCGUGUAAGUGCAUGGAAGGAUUACAUGCCUUCAUUCAAUCCUGAAAGUAACAGACCUGUUUCUGUUCCCAACUUUCAAAGUAAAACCUUGUCCCGGCGCCGAGAUGGACCGGACUAUCCCAAUUACCCAGAUCAAUCAUUCAAGGCUCUGCAGAAUCAACAUUAUCCUCCGCCCUACCAACCAAGCGAACCUCAGCAUCUACGCACUCGAAGCUCUCAUCCUGCCCAGAAUCUGUCCUUUUCCUCGAGCGAUGAGAAACCUGCGCGGGGCUACCCACAAAUUCCUUCAGGAGCAAAGACAGCUGGCAACACGCCGGCACAGAGUCCUGGAUUAUUCACGCCCAUGUUGUCGAAGAAGCACUGGACGGGUGAGCCCGACGAGACGCGUUCAGGCACUCCUAUGCUCCAUCCCGCCCAUUUACAGGCGCCAAAAGAAACACAUAAACUGCUGAAAGAUAUUGAUCCUAUAUCUGGCAGAAAGACCAUCAAUCACUAUGAACUACUGGAGAAACUUGGAAGCGGUAACCAUGGUACCGUGAAGCUUGCCCGAGACUUGGUCACGGAUACCUUGUGCGCCGUCAAGAUUGUGCGGCGCUUUUCGAAGAAGUUGCGACUGGGCCGAUCAGGAGAUCCGAACGACAUGAUAAAGAAAGAAGUCGCCAUUCUCAAAAAAGCUCGACAUCCGAACGUUGUCAGCUUGCUUGAAGUCAUUGAUGAUGACGAAUGGGGCAAAGUUUACCUGGCCCUCGAAUAUGUCGAGCGAGGAGAGAUUGUUUGGCGUAAACCAACUGACAAGGAUGUUGCGCUAUUUGAGAUGGAGCGUUGCGAACGCGAGUUGGCAAAUGGCCUCAGCGACGACCACGAGAGAGCGGCUAUUGAGGAGUUCAACCGGUUGGCACCGUCAAGACGACACGAGAAAGCCCAACGGCUCGCAGAUCAGGAACGCAGGGAUAAAGAACGCUCUGGUUGCGGAGGUGCCCAUCGCGAAGCACGAAACCCCGGCUUCGAUCCUUACUUCUCUCUGGAGUACGGUGGCGCAUCCGAAGAUGAGGCCGUUGCAGAACCCAUAGGCCAAUUUGCAGCUCAGAUCCAAGGUAAAAAGCAGCCGACAAACAAGCCAAUGCCGGUAGACUCGACAGAUGGUUUGCCUCAGACCAGCACGCCCGCGAGCGCAUCAUCCUCUCGCCCCGAGACGCCGGCACAGUAUGGAGGUCCGACGUCAGGACUAGAGGUCAAAGAAACCGCUAAAGAUGUCGAGUUGCAGUCCUUGCUAAACAAGAUCAUCCUCGGACAACAGGAUUGGAAUGGAAUCGAUGAAAAUUUCCGCUACGUGCCAUGCCUUACGUUGGCCCAAGCUCUGGAUGCAUUCCGUGAUACCGUCCUUGGGCUGGAAUACUUGCACUAUCAAGGCAUCAUUCAUCGUGACAUAAAGCCUGCUAAUUUGUUGUGGACAACGGGCUUUCGUGUCAAAAUCUCUGACUUUGGAGUAUCCUACCUCGGCAAGCCCAUUAGAGAAGAUGACAACAACGAAGAGAUUGCUGAAGCUGACGCGGAGGUACACGAUGAAGCCAUCGAGCUUGCGAAAACGGUGGGCACUCCAGCUUUCUAUGCCCCAGAGCUUUGCGACCCUCAUUAUUUCGAAGUCGGUGGGGACUCUGAUCGUCCAGCAAUCACUGGUCAGAUUGACGUUUGGGCUCUUGGAGUUACACUUUAUGCAAUGGUCUUCGGACGACUUCCUUUCUUCGACGGCAACCAGUUUUUAAUGUACGAGAAGAUAGCGCGUAACGAGGUCUUCAUUCCUCGAAUGCGCCUCAAAGGUGUUUCUCAUGAGAUCGCGAGCAAAGCAUUCGGAACGGUCACGGAUCGUAGAAAGAGAUUCGAUGAUAUCCUCGAGUACGAAGCUGUCAAUGAUGAGCUUCGCGAUUUGUUGAAGCGCCUGCUCGAGAAGAAGCCUUCUAAACGCAUCACCCUGAAAGAGGUUAAACAUCAUCCCUGGGUGCUUCAAGGCAUUACAGAUCGAACUCUCUGGAUCGACGAGACUGAUCCAUCACUGCAAAGCGAAGGCAAGAAGAUUGAAGUCUCCACGCAAGAAGUCCAGGAUUCCGUCACGCCACUUACUGUUUUUGACCGCGUCAAAGCGGGUUUCCAGAGAGUCGGCUCUGUCUUACGAGGCCGUGGCUCUCAACAUCGCAAGAGGACUAACAGCAAUCCAAAAGCUCCUGAUGGCGCAGGCUCAACGGCUGCUUCCAGGAAUUCCCAGAGUGUCAAAGAUGAGAGGAGGCCUAGUUUGAGGGGAGACGAGCAAAUUCUACCUGCACUACGCGCAUCGAGAGAGACCUCAGAGCAUCCACUUGCGCAGAGUGUCGCAGCCAGCCCCGAAUUGAAGGACAAUCCCUCCUGUUAUGACGACAGUGGAAACGCUGUGAGGCCUGCAAGUGAUCCGCAAGCCAACCGACCAGUGCUCACUGACCGCACGCUAUCCACCGCUGAUUCCAUGAAGACUAUACGUGCUCCUGUGCCUGCCCUUCUCAGAGAAACCUCAUCGCCAAACACUUCAUCACCGAAUGAAGACUUCUCGUCAGCGACCACCACUGUUGUUGACCCCACGUCAAACUCGUCAUCAAGUCUUAGCAACGUGUUUUCGGGGGCAGGACGACGAUUCGUGGGCAGUAUGCGAACUAGAGAGCGAGGUGUUGGACGCCAGAGUCCCUCUCGAUCAAGUCGCUCAUCCUCUAUAGGUGACAGCACUGAAGACUUUCAUGCAUCACCAAGCCUUGCUCUCUCGUCGGCCAUUGCUGCCGGGCAUGUGGACCAGCCCCCGGCUCUUCGUGAAGGACCCGACGCACACCCUGUGCUGCAGGAUUCACCAAGUGAAGCGUUUCGGCGUGCACAAGAGCAGAAUUACCGCCGCCAGACUUUUGAGCAUGCGCAACGCAGAAGUCGUCCUCCAACAGUGUCCAUGGAUACAGAUGUUGCCUGCCCACCCUCUCCAGACGAUGAGGUCUUUCUUCCUCAGCUUCGUCCUACUUCAGCAGCAGACAGCACUUCGGCCUUCGUCAUCUCUUCAUCCUCGGACCAGAUUGGUUCUGGUGAAUCGAUGGCUCACUCUCGUGUCCCUUCCGUCGUCAGUGGGGCCUCAUCCCUAUCUGUGCCUUUUGAAGAAGACGAAGAGACCCGGGCCCAUGUCCUUGAAAAAUACAUUUCGCCCUUGACUAUCGGUAGAAGGAGCGGGUCGCAUCACCGUGGAACUGAAAGCGAAACGCCCAGACUAACUCCAUCGAUUGCGAGAGCCGCAGCGGAGAGAGCAGCAGCAGACGAGGAUGACGCAGGCUACAACGGCGAAGGAGAACAAGACUCGGAUAGUGAAGAUGAAGGCCUGGCAAUGGCCUGA
Messenger RNA from Letharia lupina, 3909 nucleotides. RefSeq lists its product as uncharacterized. Gene Ontology annotation, molecular function: ATP binding; protein serine/threonine kinase activity. Gene Ontology annotation, biological process: protein phosphorylation; intracellular signal transduction. Bases 1 to 3909 code for a protein of 1302 amino acids. Gene Ontology annotation, cellular component: cytoplasm. NCBI's taxonomy places the organism in Eukaryota, Fungi, Ascomycota, Lecanoromycetes, Lecanorales, Parmeliaceae. The transcript has 3 exons. The record is from RefSeq and is a predicted model, not a curated record.